Molecule: messenger RNA, 2733 nt
Organism: Gavialis gangeticus (Gharial)
Lineage: Eukaryota; Metazoa; Chordata; Crocodylia; Gavialidae
Gene: SMIM3
Product: small integral membrane protein 3
Exons: 2
Coding region: 131-538 (135 amino acids)
Source: RefSeq, a predicted model, not a curated record
GAACCAGGCAGCUGCAAUGCAACACGCCUGCAUGUUCCUUCUCCCUGGGGGGCCGGGUCCCGGAAAGAGAGGCUGCUGACGGCAGCUUGCUUGCCAAAGAAAACGCAAACAUGCGCAGACACAGAGCUCCAUGGGUCGCAGGCAGAAGGGUGGAGUUAGAAGGGCUGGUCCAACCUCCCUCUCCUCCGUACAGGACUGCGAGCCAGUGUGCUGCGACUUCAGCACCGCUCAGAAAGUUGUCUGCCCUCAGCCUGGACAGCCGCUCUCCACCGCUCAUUCCUUGCUAGGAAGUCCCUGGGUCUUGCAUCAGCUUCGGAUCAGCCCUCGGGACUGUGGCAGCAAGGAGAGGGGGAGGAUGGAAGAACUGAAUGGCUCCGACACCGCCGUGGGCAUCCCCAAACACAUCCUGGACAUCUGGGCCAUCGUCCUGAUCAUCCUGGCCACCAUCAUCAUCAUGAUGUCCCUGGUCCUGUGCCCGGCCACAGCUGUCAUCAUCUACAGGGUGCGGACUCACCCAAUACGCAACGGGGCAGUGUGAGAACAGAGCCCCGGGCAGGGGCAGCCUCCCUCGGGCCAUGCUGGAUAGGUCCAUGGAGGAAGGGAGAUGGUUCACCAGGCUGACUCCAACAUGAGGGAGCGCUAGGGAGCGAUGGGGACCGGAGGAACAGCCAAGCUGUGCCAGGGACACACGGGGCUGUGCUCAUGGGACCAGAACUACGUUAGUCACCACGAUGCAGCCUAGAGAGUGUGUCCGUCACGUGUAACGCCCAGGCACGGAGCUGUUUCUGGAGCCUGCAAGGGGGAGGCAUCCAUAGAGCAUCUCCCUUCGCAUGGCGCAGAGCAUUCGUGUUCGGGCUUCGUCUCACGCACUCCUCUCGCAACGGCUGCUUGGCAUUCGCCCAGCAAGCUCAUCAGAGCCGACAGAGCUGUGAAGCCCUGAGCCCAAAGGGAAAUGCUUGACUUCCAGGAACAGAGCUGUACAAAUGGGUUCCAGAUGGGCUCACUUUGAAUACGAGACUGGCUCCAAGAAUCUGCUCUGUGCCACUCUCCUUUUCUGUGAGGCCUGGCUCCUCGUGGCUGGGUGAUCCCAUCAGCAUGCCUCAAAUUUCUCCAAACCAAAUUAGGCCAAGCCUGGAAAGAAACCAAGAGGGGAAAUGGGGUUUGGCCAAAGGGAUUUAUUCAGGGGAGUUGUGCUUGUUGGGUCCACUGUAAGGAAGGUCUCAAGCUUUUUCUUCCAGUUCUGCAAAGCUCUGAGGCUGUUGUAUUAGCACCAUUAGCCCAGGACACAUGUGUUGCCCAGCUGUGCUGCAGAAACAUAGCUGGCGUCAGGCUUGUUUUAGGACAGAAAUAUCUUGUCCUUGUAAAGGAAAUGUGCUGGAGUGUUUGGCUUCAGCUGAUGGAUCUUGAUAGCCCUUUGGCGGAAGGCUCUUGUGACAAAGCCUCGUCUCCUGGCAGCUCCUAUUGCCUCCCUUAUGGGCCUUGUUACGCUGCCCUAAUGUAUUUUUUAAAGGCAAGGGAGAGGUUGGCAUCUCUGUGGAAGGACGGGUCAGUGCAUGGGGGAGCUGCACAGAGCAUGGAUCUGUUUGCUAACCUAAAGCGCCUCCCCGCAGUCCAAGAGGGACCUUGCCUCUAUAGGACUGGGAAUCCUGCUCUGUACACUCAGUCCAUUCAUCCCCUGACCCCUCUGCAGAGAUGGCCACUAAGUUGUGAUGGCAUUUUGAUGGACCCUGGGGAGCUGGGAACAGGACUGCCCACACAUGGGCUCCCCCCCAUCACAGGAGGAUGAAAACUUCGAGUCUCCAUCAGCCCAUCCUGGUUUCAGAUCUGGUAUCUGUUGGUCAAAGACCCUGUAUACCAUGAACAGGUAUAAGCCAGACAGGCCCCAAGUAGUUGCUUCUGCUGCCAGCUGCCGCAGGACAGUGAGGACAUAGUUAAGGGGAUACAGCAAGUGGAGAAAGAGGAGGCUGGGAUGAGGGAUACCCAGGAGGUGGGGGUCUCUUGAAACUCAGUGGUGGGUCUGGACUUAAAGACACUGGAUACAGGCUGCUGAUGCAAAGCUAGGACUUGUCUACUUCUUUCCUCCUCUCUAAUGGGUCCUGAGACCUGUGAAAGCCUUUCUGAACCAGGCAGGCAGGAAUGAGAGGGCUGAAGGGUGCGUGGAUUAGCACUGCAAUGUGCUCCCCUUUCUCCUGUGGCGGGGCCUGGCUACAUCCCCUUUCCAACACAGAUGCAAUGGGUUUGGUGCUGUCAGCCUAGUGAUCAGGGGGUAUUUCUACACAGCAGAAAACCUGGGAUUCGGGUGCUACCAUCUGCAUCUGCUGCUGUGGAAAGGCCGAGAGCACUGGGCUGAGUCUGGGUGCUAUGUGGGAGCAGGGCAGGAAGGGCUGGGGUAGGGCAGGGCUCAGCUGAGCUCUGCUGUGGUCCUUGGGGUUGGGUGCUGGACCUAGGAAAGCAGCAUUUGGGAAGCUUGCACACACAUCAUCCAAGCUGUGCUUUGGAGUUGCUGGCAUUAGCCUUGCACUGAUACCCAGACCUUGAUAUAAAUGCCCCAAGGCUGCACCUUGGGAAGGACAGGAAAGACACAACUCAUGAAAGGGGGAAAAGCAGCUUGUAGGCAAUGCAUGUAGGGAAUAUGCAGUGUGAAUACAUGUAUAGCGUAGACGGCAACAGACUCUGUGAGUAAGCUGCGUUUUUGGACCAAGCUGCACUCAAUAAACUCAAAUUUAUCCUACA